CGUGGCUUCGACUCUUGGUGCAGCUUCCGGUGCACCUGCAGGCCGUCGUUAGUGCUGAAUCCUUUCCAGCACACCUCACACUGGUGUCGCUUUUCGACACUGUGCCGUUGCUGAUGCUUACACAGACUGGCCUUUGUUUUCAGCUGAGCUUCCAGCAGUUCCAGUUCCUCUUCGAAUCCGACGCUUUCUUCAGAAAUAUCGCUUAUCUCGCCAUCAUCGUCGCCGUUGUCCUCGCUGCCUUCCCGUUGCAUGGCUGCUUCCGGCGGAGCGAUCGAUGUAUCACCGAAAUCUCGCCCACUUAAACCCCUACGAACUGCACAAGCAUCUGAUCAAUGAGUACAUCCUCACCAAACCGGGGGCAGCGAAGGAGCUGUUCCAGCGAGACACUUCUCGGGAUAAAACGGAUCACGAUGUCGUGCGCGAAAACCACCGCUUCCUGUGGGACAGUGAUAGUGAUCCCGUGGACACCUGGGAGAAACAGCUGGCCAAGAAGUAUUACGAUAAGCUAAUCAAGGAGUACUGCAUUGCCGAUCUGAGCCGCUACAAGGAGAACAAGGUUGCGCUGCGCUGGAGAAUCGAACAGGAGGUGGUGAGUGGCAAGGGACAGUUCCGCUGUGGUUCGCGGAACUGCGAAGAACAGAACGAACUGCGGAGUUGGGAAGUAAACUUUGGGUACCUUGAGCAUGGCGAGAAGAAGAAUGCAUUGGUGAAAUUACGUCUCUGUCCAAAGUGUUCGGACAAACUGAACUAUCGCUCUAAAAAACGAGAAGUGAAGCGAAUGAAGAGACGAGAACGAAAGGCGAAAGCUUCUAAACACAAACCCAGGCCCAGGUCUUCUAGCGAAUGUUCCGAAGAAGGGAAUUCGCCGGAACAGGAACCAACAACAGAAGAACCGAGUGAAGAACCAACGGACAGCCCAGAUCGCGCAGAGCAAAUCCCAUCGAUCGAAUCACAGGACUACGAAAGCAAUUGGACAAAGGGUUCUGAGGUCGAGGAAAAAACGCGUGAAGAAGAAUUCGACGAGUACUUGGAAGAUCUUCUACUGUAAUGCGACACCACCACAAGCUCUAUACUGAAAAAAAGUGCAUAAUACUUGAACUGUUUUUUGUAAAAUAAAUCUUUAAACAUA
This is a messenger RNA of Anopheles aquasalis, 1129 nucleotides long. RefSeq names its product protein FRA10AC1 homolog. Gene Ontology annotation, molecular function: phosphatase activity. Gene Ontology annotation, biological process: dephosphorylation. Lineage: Eukaryota; Metazoa; Arthropoda; Insecta; Diptera; Culicidae. The record is from RefSeq and is a predicted model, not a curated record.